AAGGUAUGAUGUUAUUUGUCACCAUGCCCAAAAAAGUCCUUACUUGAUAACUUUGCCAGAAGAGGGAGAGAGAGAGAAGGCAAAUGUUCCCCCAGCUGUUUCCUGUCUACAGUGUCUGUGUUUUGUAGAUAAAUGUGAGGAUUUUCUCUAAAUCCCUCUUCUGUUUGCUAAAUCUCACUGUCACUGCUAAAUUCAGAGCCGCUAGAGCCUGCGCAAUGGAAUAAAGUCCUCAAAAUUGAAAUGUGACAUAGCUCCCGACAUAUUCCCCAUCUCUCUGGAUUCUCUUCUCCCAUUAUUACUGCUCACCAAUUCAUUUUCAGACUUUGCACUUCAGGAGCAAUGGACAAAUUCAACAGUCUUUCAACACAAUUCUCUAAGUGCUGCCUUUGUGAUUUCUUGAAGGUGAAGAUGCAUACUGUGUCCUCUGUCCAUCUCUUCUACCUGGCCCUGUGCUUGCUCACCUUGACCAGUUCAGCCACAGCGGGGCCAGAGACACUCUGCGGUGCCGAGCUGGUGGAUGCCCUCCAGUUUGUAUGCGGAGAAAGAGGUUUCUACUUCAGCAAGCCCACUGGGUAUGGAUCUAGCAGUCGGCGUUUACACCACACGGGGAUCGUGGAUGAAUGCUGCUUCCGGAGCUGUGAUCUGAGGCGGCUAGAGAUGUACUGUGCACCAAUCAAGCCAGCCAAGUCAGCUCGCUCGGUGCGUGCCCAACGCCACACCGAUAUGCCCAAAGCCCAAAAGUAUCAGCCUCCAUCCACCAACAAGAAAACGAAGGCUGAGAGGAGGAGGAAAGGUGGGCCAGAGAAACACCCAGGAGGGGAGCAGAAUAAGGGAAAAGAAGAGAGACAGCAGAGCAGAGGAAAGAAGAAAAAGCAGAGGAGGGAGACUGGAGAUAGAAAUACUGAACGCAGAGGAAAAAACAGGAAAAUGGAGAGAAGGAAUAAACAGACAGAGGAGAUCCAUUUGAAGAAUGCAAGCAGAGGGAGCUCAGGAAGCAGGAACUACAGAAUGUAAGAGCCGCCAUCCAGGGACGAAGAAUGAACAUGCCACCUCGGCGGGAUCCUUCUCUGUAAAUAAGUUAUUUGUCCAACAUUGGAAGACUUUAAAAACAAUAACAAACAAACACACCGGUUGUUUUCAUAAGCUUGAUGAAAUAGCCAAACAAUGGGCAUUCUCCCUAGGGGUCGGGUGGGGUGGGGGUGGGGGGCGGAUUGAGCAAACAUUCCAAUGUUAAAGACCAGUGUCGACCCCUUGCUAAACACCUUCCCAGAGCUGCUGUGUUGCUCUCUGAUCCUGUCCCUGCUCUACUCUCUCCUGAACAAAAACAAAGCAAAAUCUAUUCCCUUCCUUCUCAAAAGCCCACAAGUCCACGGGCCUCCAUAGAUGCAAUUGCUCGGAAAUCGAUCUAUGAACCCUUGGCUGGGAGAGCAGCGCAUUCACCAGCCUUGUCUAAGUGUGUGUGGGAGCGUGAGUGUGUGUGUGGGAGUGAGAGAGUGUGAGUGUGUGAGCGUUUUAUUUUUAUUUGCACUUCUUUAACAAACAACAGGGCUGUUUGUUUUAACAGUGUCAGAUAACGUCUGUUUGUCUUUUCCCUUCCCUUCCAUUUGCACAAUGCAAACACUCUCGGUAGCCCACCCCCAGCAGGAAAGUAACACACAAGAUUUCCAAACACACACACACACACAGCUUCCCAUCUGUGGCACUUGGACCAAAUAUGGGUUGGAUUCAUUUAGUUUAAAGGCAAAGCUUUCUUUCCUCACCCAACCCCUAUCCCGCCUGCUCUUCCUCCACAAGCCAGUAGACACAAUUGGUGAAACAAAUUCUGUUGUAGCCCCAAGUCCCAAAGCAUAGUAGUCUCUGGAGUGCUCAGUGUCUCCUCCUGUAAUCUAAGUAAUUUCUCCUUUUAUUUUUUCCCAUAUAAAAGCAGUAUGUAAAAUUUAGCAUAUCGUUAAUACAGAAUAUUCUCAAAUCGUACGUACAACUCUGUUUUCUAGUACAAUGGUGCUAUUUUGUAGUUUGUUAUAUGAAGGAGUCAGGCCAAAACCGUAACUGGCGAAAGCGAAAUGAAGGAGAGAGGAACAAAGCCAAAAAGAAUUGAAAAAUCCGUCUCUUUUUGAUGGAAAGCAAAGAAUAUACUUCCUCCCCCCACCCAUCGAAAACUUUUUUUUCUAAAAAUGAUAGAAAAAUGAAGAUACCAAGAAUGAUUACCUCCCUCUAAAUGAGAGAGUAUAAAGAGAAAACAGUUUAGCAAAUAGUGUUGAGGAUUGAGAGUUAGAAGUUCUUCCUUUCCUCUCAAUUUUUUGGGGAAAAAAUGAUCCCUUUUUCACCCUACCCUCAGGCUCUGCUGUGGACUCACCACUGUGUGACCUUGGGCAAGUCACUUCACCACUCUGUGCCUCAGUAUCCCCAUCUGCAAAAUGGGGAGAGUACUUGUCAUCUACCUACCUCACAGGAGUGGUGUGAGGAUUAAUAAGAAAAGGGUCUAGAGUCUACCACACAAAAAUGAUUUGCUAGAAUGAAAGGAAUCCUAUGUAUGGGUGACAAUAACAUAACAAUAGGAUGCAUUCACAAAUUACUCGAACAUUAGGGAGGCUGUGCUAAUAACUCACCAGGCUUCUCAGAACUAUUUCAAAGCACAUAGGAUAUGUUAGAUUUGAGGACUGGAUAGAAUUGUGCAUUUUUAUUUCCAUACACAAAGAUAAAUAGAAAGUGAGAGAGAAGAGGAGAAAACAGAGAAAAAGAUGAAUUUGGCCUAAUUUCUGCCAUUGAAGAAGAGGACUUUGCUUAAAUUUUCAGGAUACAAUGAUUCUUUCAGGCAGACAAUCUCCAUGUAGUAAAUGCCUCUUCUGGUGCAUGAAAUAAUCAUCUAGAUACUGAAAUUUUAAAAUUUGAUCCUUCCUUAUAGGCCCAUGUAUCCCAUAGUUCAAAAUAUCUAAACAGUGUCUAAUAAAAUAAUCAUAGAAUAACUGUCUUGAAUAAAUUUUCAUCUAAGCUCUGACUCAUGCAUCACUAUAUAUGUAUUUUUUUAAGUCAACUGCUUUUCACUAAAUUUGGUAGCUAGUAAGUUCUAAAACAUUUCCUUGGCCAGCCAGAAAAUUUUGUUCCAUUAAAAAAAAAAUUCUGUCCAGGAAUCUCUUAUAAAUAUUCCACAGACACUUUCUGGGUUGCCACAGAACUUUGGUCUUAGGAAAGUGGGCAUGGAGAACUGGCCCAGAGAAGCUCAUGGGUCCUGGUUUCCUAAGAUCCUCAAGAAUGUGGCUAUGACUUUCAAGGUUGCUCUGAAGCACAUUGAUUUGGUGAUGUUAGGCCCUGGUCCCACAGUCAGCUAUUUCCCUAAGGUGCACUCAAGCAUCCCUCCACUGAUUCUUCUCCCAAUAAUCUAAAGCUUAUUGGUUAUAUCUAACAGAGACAUUAAACAAGGGGCUAAGAAAAUCUUUAUUCCCAAGGAAACAUCAAUAUGCAAGUAUUUAUAAAGCUCCUAUUGUGUGCCAGGCACCAUGCUCUUUAAAACAUUAAUUUCUGUUUGGGGUGGGGGAGGAAGAGAAAAAAAAUGUCAUAAUGUGAAAAGUCUUGUCAUGCUGCCUCUGUAUCAUUAAUGGGGCUUUGUAAAUAUUCCUAGACUCUUUGAAUCUCAGAGUUAGAAGAGACCUUCAAGGUCCACUGAGUCUAUCCCAUUCCCCAAUGCAAGAAUAUCCUCAAUGGUGAAGCACAUGAACUAGUCGGCCUUCACAUCUUUUUCCUCCACUUCCAUGAAAAGCACUGAGUUCUCGGGCCUUUCUUACAAAUCUUAUUCUCUUUCAUGUGAGGGGCCCAUCUCGCCUUUAUGCACUUCGUAUGUUCACAUAAUACUGUAAGAAAGAGAACAUUUGGGCUCCUCAGCCCACUGAGUCAUUUUGUUGGGAAACAAAGGAAGAGAAUCUCUCGAACUAUAAGCCCCUCAGUGUCAAUACACUUUCCCCAGAGUGGGGAGGUCAUUAUUUCAAAUCAAAGGAGGUCAUGUAUAGAAAAACACUUUGCAAAUAUUUUGUCAAGGUCAGUCAUUAAAUACCAAGUGUGACUGCUAAAGAACAGAAAAAUACUUCCCUCCCCAUUUAGAGUUAGAUACCUAGAAGCAAAAACUUUUGAACUGAAAUUGGGUAGAUAAGGUAGUGAAUCUUACACUAAUCUGUUCAUUUAGAAAGAUUUUUAAAAUAGUCUAUAAUGUGUGCUUUUUUGAACGGGGAAGCUAUAAAGAGAACAAAGGGAAGGAGGAAUGAUUUUUUUUUUAAUUCCUUAGCAAUAGACUUAAAAUACUUUCUUAAAUCAAUCAAUUAAUCAACAAAAACAUAUUAAGCUCCUACUAUGUGCCAGGCACUGUGCUUGUUGCUAGUGAGAGGAAGAUGAUGAUAACGACAAGAAGAAGAAUGAAACAGUCUCUAUUUCCAUGGAGUUCAUAUUCUUUAAAGGGAGACACCAUAAAACAUCAAUCAGUUAAUAAGCAUUUAUUAUGCACCUACUUAUGUGUCAAGGAUUGGAUAUACAAAGACACACACACACACAAACUAUCCAUACUACACAUCUGAUAAAAUGUCAUUUUGUAUGUGAGAACAGUAUCCAUCUAUCUCCAGUCAAGAAACUUUUAUUGAUUUAACUAGACUUGCAUUCAAUAGCAUGGGAGGUUGUACAAAAGAUUAAUCUUGGACUUUGAGGGAGUAGUGACAGACUCUCUGAGGAAGGGCAACACUCUCUCCCUAAAAAGACUAUCAUGGUAGCUGUUUUACUAAUGCAAUUAGUUUAAAUUCCCCAGCCUCCAGCAGAACUUCCAAGGGGCCAUUCCUGGGUCUCCUGACCCAGGAUGGUACAAGAUAUUCUGGGUGUUAGCUAGACCCCAGCUAGUGGUUUCUUUGUUCCAUCUACUAAUUUUAUACUGGAAGAGAAAGAACAAUAUAUACAUAUAAAUACCACAGGAAGAGAUUGCCCAAAGCAAAAGAGCCUAAUUGACAUCUGCUUCGAUCAAUGUGAUGAAAUGAAAGAGUUUGGGGUUCAACUCUGCCAAUUACUACUUGUGUGUUAAGAAGAUUGAACUAGAGACCGCCCUAUGGUGUGCAAGGCACUCUCCUAGGUGCUGAUGACACAGCUACACAAAUGAGAGCGAACCUGCCCUGAAGGAGCUCACGUUUUACUAUGAUGCUACUCUGUAACCAUCAUCCAAAAAAGGGAUUCCAAUGCCCAGUUCAGCUCAGUAGUAAAUACAGGUGUGGUCCUCUUUCCAAACAUCAGAAUCUCUCUCUCUCUCCUAUUGGUACAGAAAAACUACUUAAACUUACCAGUCUAGAAUACACUAGAGGGUUCUAGAGGCUUCAUGGUGGCAUUUGGAGCACAAAUUAAUUCCCUGAUCAGUUUCUGAAAAUUAAAAAAAAAAAUCCUAUGCAGGAGCCAUUUCCAAACUACCCCUGCCCACGAGGGGUUAGUUUGCUGGUAUGUAGGAAGUCCCCUAUGCCCAAAGGCUCAAGGGUCUCCAUAGGAACAAAUACAUUUCCUAGGAGGCUUAUAGAGGAGUACAGAGCAGACCAUCUUGCUUUCCUGUUUACGGAUUUGGCCGGCAAUGCCAAAGUGGUGCUAUUGUUUGUUUAAGAAAGUACUUGACUAAAACACAAAAGAAAGCAUAGAAAUAUUUUUUUAAAGUAUUAAAAAAAAACAAUGAUUCUAUAGAUGUAAGGCUUAUUGAAAUAGAAUUAGGUCUAGCCAUCACCUUUCAACUUUUUUUUAUCACUCACAAGUAGCAAAGCCUCCAAACAGUUAACUUGGGGGCGGGGGUAGAAGUUGGACAUUAAGGUCAGCAAAAGCCCUCCAUGACUUUGUAGGCUCUUGAAAUUGGAAAACUCAUCAGGAUAUUAAGACAACUAAAUACCUUGGCUCAAGGCACAAACAUAAAUGAAGAACAGAAUUUCUAGGUGAACUGGCAGAGCUCAAAUGGAGGCACAAUCAAGGCGUGAUUGCCCUGUUAUCUGCUCCCAGGGCAGAAAGUCAAAAGAUUUUGAGGAGCAAAUGAGGGGUAUAGGUGGGGAUGUGCAGUCACUGCUAAGAAUAUCAUUUCCCCUUUCUCCUUAAUGACAUGCUUCAGCACUUCCUCAUUCAUGGAAGUUGUUCACCCUUCAUUUAAAUAUCUCAAGGAGCAUUUAGCUCUUACUCCUAUAGAAAGCAAAAUCUCUCAUCUUUGCAAGGAGCCAGGCCACAUAGCAUUCCCAAUGUGAGACAUAGUUUAUCUACUGAUAAAGGUAAAGAGGACAACUUAUGAGAAAGAGUUGAAAGAUAUGGCUAAAAAUCUGUGAAGUUUUUUUUUAAACUUUAUUUUGUCUUGAUAAUUAUCUUAACGUGCAAAAAAAAUGACUCAGUUCUUUCUUUCAUCUUUUUUUUCCUUUUUUUUGGAAUAAGGGGUAGUAAGUUAAACCCAAAUAGUCUUUGAAACUAUAGGAUAGUUAGGAAAAAAUGUAUGUUUGACUUAAUGAAGUUAUAAUCAGUCUAUUUAAGAUAGUUUGCAUUUAUUUUUUAGUAUUAAAGGAAUUGUACUAAUUUAUUUGAGAGGUACUUGCUACGGUUGGCUCUCUAUGAAAACACUGCUUCCCAUCCAAAGCAAGCUCAAAAAGUGCCAUGCCUUCUUCCCAGUCUUCCCACUGGCAAAUCUGUUCAGUGCCAUUGAUUUCAAAAUUCAACCAUCGCAAUUCCUCUGUCUUCCUCCCCCCAUCAAUCAUACACAUCUAUAGUCACAAAGUCUAGAUUGGGCCUCAGUGAAACUGACCACAAAUGAUUCAUUUUAAUUGAGAAAAGCAUAAAAAGAAAUCUAUUAAUGUUUGUUCCCUUGGCUUUUUUUUUAAUCAAUGCACAUAUUUAAUCCUAUAAUACUUUACUUGCCAUUUCUUGCUAUUCUUUUUUUUAUUGAUUUCCUUUCAAAGAUUAGAAUCUGACACAUAUCAGCUUUUUCUAUGUGAUUCCUACCAAAAAAAAAAAUAUACAGUGGAACAAAUGGCCAGAGUUCUAGUACAUCUAGUACAGAAAGAUUUUCAUCUGAUAGUGAACAAGAUAACCAAGAAUCCUCAUGUUGAAAGCAUAGAGGUUUGGAUUUAGUUUCCAUUUGUUUUCUUUUUCAUUGUCCUUCCUACCCCUUCCCCCUUCCACUUAGCAUGUUGGUGGUCCCUUUGGUGGUAUUUGGGAAAGCUGGGCAGACUACUCAAGAAAUGUUGAGCUAGAAGUUACCAUUUAGAACAACCAGCUGAACCUUUUCUUUGUAUCUGUCCCUUUUUCAUACAUUAUUAUAAAUGAGUCACAAGUGUGAGCAGAUGUUCUCCUUUCCUUUGUCCUUAUUAUUCUUUUCUUUCUGCAAAAGGAAAAAGUAUCUGGGUUUGUUGUUUGUUUGUUUUUUUUAAGACUCUCCCUGAGGUAUGACAAGAGGAAGACAUAAGAGCAUAUGUCACCAUUCUCUAACUGCAAACUAAAGACAUUGAAUCUUUGUUAGAGCAUGUCAACUGAAACCUACCUGCCAUCUUGUAAAACACAAUCCACAAUUCUCUUAUUUUGCAUGCCUUUUAGUUGCAUAUAUGGAUCAUAUGUGAAAAUUAUAAAUGUCACUUUUAAUCUUUUGCCCCAAAUGCACUGAUAUACAGAAGCUUGAAACUAGGAACCAUGGUAAUGGAACUAUCUUGACCCUUCCUAAGACUCACCUGAGAGCCUGAUUCCAUUAAUCGUUUAAUCUUGUUUUGCUCUGCCAUCUCUGGUCACUCUUACAAUAACUACAUCUGCUGCUAAUCACCCAGCAGGAGUGCCUCUCAAACACAACUUAUUUUCCAGCCAUUUUCCUUUUGCUAGAUAUCAUUAUAAUUCCUAUUCAGAGUAUGAUUAGCAAAACUUUUUCCAAUGUCACUUAGCAUGCAUUCAGUUUACACAAGGGCUCCAAGCACUAUACAAGAUCCUCUUUGGAUAAGGAGAGUUAAUGAAGUAUGAGGACUAUGGUUCUAUCUGGCAUUUUGCUUCAUUAUAUUUUUAUCACUUUUAUAAGGCCAAGUGUGCUAAACAGACCCCCUGGCACUGAACCCAUACCUUCCCUGCUACUUUGUAACCUGAAAAUGGCAAUCGGUAGUUCAUUAUGAUAUCUGUCUUAGCUAAAAAGAACAAAAAAAAAUACAAAAAAAGCAUAUUUUUCAAGAAAUUAAUCCUGAUUGUAUUUGAAAUUAUUAUUCAGUUCAUUUAUGGUGAAAGAAUAUUGAUCCUGAUGACUUCUAAAAAUGUAACUAACUGAAUCAUUAUCUCUCAUUUACUGUUGUAAUAAGCAUAUUUGGAAAAUGUACGGCUAGAGAGACAUAAUAAAGUGAUAUUAUCUUCCUUUUCUUUAGUAAUUACAUUAAAAUUAAUCAUGUUUGAUUAA
Monodelphis domestica (gray short-tailed opossum) is the source of this 8398-nucleotide messenger RNA. It is a transcript of the gene IGF1, whose product is annotated as insulin like growth factor 1. NCBI's taxonomy places the organism in Eukaryota, Metazoa, Chordata, Mammalia, Didelphimorphia, Didelphidae. The record is from RefSeq and is a predicted model, not a curated record. Gene Ontology annotation, biological process: regulation of protein phosphorylation; positive regulation of cell population proliferation; negative regulation of apoptotic process. Gene Ontology annotation, molecular function: insulin-like growth factor receptor binding; hormone activity; growth factor activity. Gene Ontology annotation, cellular component: extracellular region.